CUCCCUCUCCCACUCCCCCUGCUUGUGUUCCCUCUCUCGCUGUGUCUCUCUCUGUCAAAUAAAUAAAUAAAAUCUUAAAAAAUAAAUAAAUAAAAAAUAAAACAUAGUAGUGCGGGCGCAGGGAUAAACAAGAGAACAAUGGAACAGAACGUCGGAAAUCAGAGCCAUGCAGAUGGGGACGCUUGACUUAGGAUAGAGAUGGUUCCACCUAGCAGUGGGGAAAUCGACUAAAUAAUGCAGCUGGGAUCAUUAUCUACACAGUAUUCAUUGAAACAAAUGACCGGGCGGGCUGUGACUAACGAGGAUAUACAGGAUCCUUCUUUAAAGUACCCACUUUAUCUUGGGACACGAGAUACAAGUAGUAUUCUUUCGGCGUGGAGCGCGGUUGCCAGUAUCUGGUCCACGACCGUUUCCGGUCACGAAGCACACAUCCUCAUGUCGUCUCUCCUCCUUUAGAUCCACUUCUACUUUCCUAAUCCCCGUUUUCUCAAACGUGCCGCCAGCGUCCUCGCCGCACCCCCGUUCCCUGCCCCGAGGUCCGCUCUUCGCUGUACGGAUCCAGACCUUCCCAAUAUGGCUGCGCCCACCGAGCGGCUUCCAAAGGGCGACGAGACCGAGCGGGCGCAACCAUUUCCGGCUCAGGCCUGGUCUGUGAUUGGCUUAGCGCUCCGCUCCGGUCGAAGACUAGGCGAGAGCGAUGAAGUCCUACUAAGCAUGCGCGACGGUGCUGACAGCCGCUGCCAAGGUGGACGAACCGGAGAUGGUAAGUCUUGAAAAGAAGAGAAAGGAGGGGCAGGAUUUGCACCUUUCUGGUAUGGCCGGCCAGCUCCGGUCGCCUAGCGUGGCCACCUCGCUCUCCGUACGGCGCUCGAUCCAAGAUGGCGGCGCACGGUCCACAAUGGCCGCUACCCCAGCAUCGCAACGAAAUCGACGCGGCGAUGUCGCCCAAGGACAAAAUUCUAACCAGGGCCAGAAUGAGGGUUUGUGGAUUGAUUGUUCACUCCAAAGUGCCACUGAUUCCGAGACACAGGCCCCAAACCGGAUGAGCGGAAGCGGAAGUGGCGUACCGAAGCUUGGAUUCCCACGGCGUAAGGUCACAGAUUCGCGGUCCAGAUGCUGGCUUCCUAGAAUGAGGCACUUCCUAUAAAGGACAAAGUAGAUCUCAAGUCUAGAAGUUCAUCCUUGCUGAGGAUACCCUUGAUGAGACACCUGAAUGCUGAAAAUGACCAAGUCCCAGGGCUUGUUGUCAUUCAGUGAUGUGGCUGUGGAUUUCACCUGGGAGGAAUGGCAGCUACUAGAUACUGUUCAGAGGAACCUCUACCGGGAUGUGAUGUUGGAAAAUUAUAGCAACCUAAUGUCUUUGGAAAGACCCCUUCAAUGUUUCUCAAGAGGAAUACAUUUGAAACAAAAGUCAGAUUCAAAAUUUCAGAGUAAAAACUAUGCAGAAAUGAAUUCUGUUGAAUUAAACAGCCAUGGGAAACCAUUUUUCCAUACUCUACAUGAAACCGGCCAUAUUCAGGCCCAGUACAGUGAACAUAAUUUGUGUGUGAAGACCUUCAGCAUGGUGAAAAAUCUUAAAAGACAUCAUAGAAUUCACACAGAAGGGAAACCUUAUGAAUGUAGUGAGUGCCCAAAAUCCUUCAGGUAUAAGUCAAAGCUCAUAAUACACCAGAGAACUCAUACAGGAGAGAAGCCGUACAGAUGCCCUGAAUGUCAGAAAGCUUUCAGUACAAAAUGUCAUCUCACUCUACACCAGAGAACUCAUACAGGAGAGAAACCUUAUGGAUGUAUUGAGUGUCCGAAAUCUUUCAGAACAAAGUAUCAUCUCAUUCUACACCACAGGACUCAUACAGGAGAGAAACCCUAUGAGUGCAAAGAGUGUGGAAAAGCUUACAGGGAGAAGACAAAGCUCAGAUUGCAUUGCAGAACACAUACAGGAGAGAAACCUUUUGAGUGUAGUGACUGUGGGAAAGGUUUUAUGCAGAAGUCAAACCUGAUUAUCCAUCAAAGAACUCAUACAGGAGAUAGACCCUAUGGCUGUAGACAAUGUGAAAAGACCUUCUGUAGUAAGUCUCAGCUUGUUGUUCACCAGCGAACUCAUACAGGAGAAAAAUCGUAUGAAUGCAAGGAAUGUGGGAAAGCCUUCAAUAAAAACUCACAUCUCCUGACACAUCAGAGAAUUCAUAGAGGAGAGAAACCUUAUGAAUGCAGUGAGUGUGGAAAAGCUUUUGUAUACACAUCACAGCUUAUUGUACAUCAGAGAAAUCAUACAGGAAGAAAACCUUAUGAAUGCAAGGAGUGUGGGAAAACCUUCAAUAAAAAGUCACACUUCAUAACACAUCAGAGAAUCCAUACAGGAGAGAAGCCUUAUGAAUGCAGUGAAUGUGGAAAAGCUUUUAUAGACAAUUCACAGCUUAUUGUUCAUCGAAGAACUCACACAGGAGAGAAACCUUAUGAAUGCAAGGAAUGUGGGAAAGCCUUUAAUAAAAAGUCGUCCCUCAUAACACAUCAGAGAAUUCAUACAGGAGAGAAGCCUUAUGAAUGCAGUGAAUGUGGAAAAGCUUUUAUAGACAAGUCACAUCUCAUUGUCCAUCAGCGAACUCAUACGGGAGAGAAGCCCUAUGAAUGCAGUGAAUGUGGAAAAGCUUUCAUACGAAAGGCAAUGCUCAUUGUCCAUCAGAGAACACAUACAGGAGAGAAACCCUUUGUAUGUCUUGAAUGCCAAAAAGCCUUUAGCAGUAUGGCAAUGCUCAGUAGACAUCAGUUGAUUCAUACAGGAGAGAGACCCCAUGGAUGCAAUGAAUGUGGAAAAGCUUUCCGCCAAAAAAGCCAUCUCAUUAUCCAUCAACGGUGCCAUACCGGAGAGAAACCCUAUGGAUGUGUUCCAUGUGGUCAGAUCUUCAACCAGAAGUCCCAGCUCAUUAGACAUCAGAGACGCCACACAGGAGAGAAACCGUAUCAGUGCACUCAGUGUGGAAAAGCCUUUUUUGAGAAAUCAUACCUCAGUGUCCAUCAGAGAAGUCACGCAGGACAGAAACCUUAUCAGUGUAAUGAGUGUGGGAAAACAUUCUCUGUCAAGUUCUUUCUUACCUCACAUGAGGAAAUUCAUACAGGAAAGAAAUCUCAGGAACACACUGAGCACUGUAAAGACUUUAGUGAGAUGUCAGAUCUCACUGAAUACAAGAGAAAUCACCCAAGACACACUCUAUGAAUGCUGUGAAAGUUAGGAUACUUUUGGUUGGUGUCAGUUUCAGAAAACUUAUCCAGGAGAGAGAUCUUUUAAGUGCAGUGAAUAUAAGAAAAUUACCUACCACUAGUGUAGCCUCAUUUCAUUGGAGAAAGGCAUAUGAAUGAGAUGAAAAGUCAAAAUCUUUUCUUGACAUGUGAAAUCCCAUUAUACAUCACACAGAAGUGAAACCUGAGUGCAACAGAUGUUUUUGAUGGGUCAUCCUCUAAUAGUUUUCACCAAGGGAAAAAAAAACAACAACUCACAAAUGUUGUGAAUCCUGGAAUACUUUCCAAACAGAUGAGCUUUCACACCAAAGAAAAUAGAAGACUGAAGACUUGCAAUGAGGAAUGCCUCUGGCAUGAAGUCUAAACUUAAUAUGCAUCAGAUAACACUUAAGGAGAAGUAGUAUGGUGUAAUGAUGCUGGGAAAGGUUGCUUACAUAUAAACUUUAUAACAAAAAUUUCGUUCCUGUCCAUUGCCAUUUAUUUAUGGAAAAUAUAACAUGAAGUAGUCAGAGCAAAUAACUUCGGUAUGCCAAAGGACACUUUGUUUCAUGUUUGAAUAUAUUGGAUAGUCAAAACAGUAAGUUAAGAAUGGUCCAAGAUGAAUGUAUUUGUUUUGUGUCUGAGUAUUUUUGUAGUACAUGUAUACAGUAAUCUUCAGGUUUCAUAAGAUCAUGAAAGAAAGUUGUAUACCACAAAAUUGUUUGUAAUGUGUAGUAUCCAUCAAGAAAUGCCAACAUUGUACAUUUUUUAAUAUAUAAAUUGCAAGGGAAGUAUUUAGGCUUAAGAUUAUGAGCUUUUUAAAAAUUCUUUACUGGUUUACAUAGUGGAUCUGGUAAUAAUUUUAGCCCUUUGGA
Zalophus californianus (California sea lion) is the source of this 4088-nucleotide messenger RNA. RefSeq names its product zinc finger protein 260-like. Gene Ontology annotation, molecular function: RNA polymerase II cis-regulatory region sequence-specific DNA binding; DNA-binding transcription factor activity, RNA polymerase II-specific. Gene Ontology annotation, biological process: regulation of transcription by RNA polymerase II. The coding region runs from base 1214 to 3211 and encodes 665 amino acids. The record is from RefSeq and is a predicted model, not a curated record. The transcript has 4 exons. NCBI's taxonomy places the organism in Eukaryota, Metazoa, Chordata, Mammalia, Carnivora, Otariidae.